AAAAUAACAAAUACAAAAAGUUCUACUUUAUCAGGUGUUAUUUUAUUUGGUUUGGAUUUAGAAUGUCUUAAAUUAUGUCAUAAAAAUAAAGAAAAUAUAUUACCUAUUAAUUUAAAAAAAAAAACUCCAUUUUUAAAUCUUAAGUCUAAUUCACAAAAAAAUAAUC
Diversispora eburnea is the source of this 166-nucleotide messenger RNA. Lineage: Eukaryota; Fungi; Glomeromycota; Glomeromycetes; Diversisporales; Diversisporaceae. The record is from the annotation of a GenBank genome assembly.